This is a messenger RNA of Thlaspi arvense, 225 nucleotides long. Lineage: Eukaryota; Viridiplantae; Streptophyta; Magnoliopsida; Brassicales; Brassicaceae. The record is from the annotation of a GenBank genome assembly.
AUGAAAUGGAAGAAAGUGUACAGAUACAUCGUGUUCAAGAUCGAAGAGAAGUCUCGUAAAGUCACCGUUGAUAAAGUUGGCGGCGCCGGAGAAAGCUACCAAGACCUCGCCGCGUCUUUACCGGUGGACGACUGUCGUUACGCCGUCUUCGAUUUCGACUUCGUCACCGUCGAUAACUGCCGUAAGAGCAAGAUCUUCUUCAUCGCCUGGUUAGUCUCCUUAUAG